AAGAGAUGCCGCUUACCUGGAGGAACCGAGAUCUCUCAUGGGGCAGGAGCUGCUCAGCAUUCACCGGAGUGUCUGGGGUUCAUCUCAUCUGAGCUGCGCAUUCCGCCGCCUGAAAACCAAACAAAAACAUCACUCUGCAUCCCAGUCUAUCACUUGUUUUCUUCUGAGUUGCCUCUGCUCAAAAAUGAAGGUCACCGAGUGAUCUGACAUUUUUUGGCAAUGCUUUUGCUCUGGAAAUGUUCUUCUGGCAACGCCCAGAGGCAGUCGGUGCAGCUGCUUAUCGUAUCACAGCCUCCUCCUGCGGCUGCCCCAGCCUGGGGAGGGAUGGAUAGCGGACUGGGCAGGGGAUGCAAAGCCAGACAUCUUCCCUUGUCACCGUAUGUGGCCUGGACACCCAGAGCAUGGCCCGUGCUCUGGGGCUGGUGUCCCCAGGUGACAUCCCACCGGGCUGGAGGUGCACAUGGUGCUGCUGACCCAGGAGGGCUCUGAGCACCCAGCGGUGCCGCAGGCUCUUAUCACCCACCCACAGCUGGCGGAAGUGGAGAGAUGUGGCAGAUCCCGUGAUGCAAACAGGACGAGGGCACUGCAGGAACGUUGGGAGGGAUCUCUCAAACUCAAGUGUCAGAUGAGGUCAUGAACUCACGGCAGCCUCUGAGUCUUGCAAUUUCCACAUUCAGCAAGGAAUCCUGCCUCCCCUCCUGUGGAUUUCAUCAAACACAGUGGUAUCUGGGAUGGAGAGAGAAGAGAGGGAGACCUUGGCCAAUGAGGUGGAGGAGACGAGUGAAAGAGCUGAUGUGACCCUGGACCCAGACACCGCCAAUCCCUUCCUCAUCCUGGCUUGUGACCAGCGCAGCGUGGGACGUGGGGAAGAGUGGAUCUUGCUGCCCGACAACCCCGAGCGUUUCGACACAGAGCCGUGUGUUCUGGGCAGCCCCUGCUUCACUGCAGGGAGGCACCGCUGGGAGGUGGAGGUGGCCAGUGCGGGGGACUGGUGGGCUGUUGGGGUGGCCCAGGAGUCUGUUAGGAGGAAGGGAGUCCUCAGUUUUACCCCCCAGGAGGGGAUCUGGGCUGUGGGGCAGUGGUUUGGACAAUACCAUGCUUUCACUGACCCUGACUGGACACCCCUAUGCCUUGCCUGCCUGCCCAGGGCCAUCCAGGUCUGCCUGGACCUUGCAGACAGGCAGGUGACAUUUGCUGAUGCUGAAAACAAAGCCCCAAUCUUUGCUUUCUGCCUGGCUUCAUGUCCUGGGGAGAGGCUACGGCCAUGGCUCUGGGUGGGGAUGGACUCGUGGCUCAAGUUGUGCCCCUGACAUGGAAUGACAUCGGGUGGGAGGGGCACUAGAAAGGCAAACACCAUCUUCUUGGGUCCUGGUGCUGAGAACUGAGAGAGUCCUGCAUCGUGAUGGCUUCUCCUCACGUGGUUCUUCUGGCCAUUAAGUGGGAGGACUGGCAGGUCUUGGAGAUGGACAUCACCCAAGAGCCUCCUUCAUCCUCCCCCGCCCCAGCCAGGACUGCAGAGAUAACGGGGAGCACAAAGAUUUGGCACCUGGAGGAGCUUGGUGCCAGGUGGCCUCAGGGCAGAGAUGUGGCAUCAAGUGCCAGGACACUGCAGAGCUGCUCCAUAAAAAUACAGCAAGUUCAAACUCCUUAAAAGAUGCUA
Messenger RNA from Columba livia (rock pigeon), 1660 nucleotides. Its product is annotated as thaicobrin. Gene Ontology annotation, biological process: innate immune response; regulation of gene expression; protein ubiquitination. Gene Ontology annotation, molecular function: ubiquitin protein ligase activity; protein binding. NCBI's taxonomy places the organism in Eukaryota, Metazoa, Chordata, Aves, Columbiformes, Columbidae. Bases 732 to 1310 code for a protein of 192 amino acids. The transcript has 3 exons. Gene Ontology annotation, cellular component: cytoplasm. The record is from RefSeq and is a predicted model, not a curated record.